AGCUGAUUUGUUGAGUUUUAAGUAGGUUUGUUUUCUUAAAGGGCUGUACGGUUAUAUAACGAUUUAAAUCAGAACCUUUGGUCUUAAUCGGUACUUGAUUAACCAGGUCUGGAAUAUACAGUACAAUGUUGCACUUGGCACAUGACAAGUAGACUUGUUCAGGCAACAUCCAGAUUUCGAUCGUCUGUUACUCAAGUGGUUAUGGAGAAACCAUGCAUAUUAGCUACCACACUUGGAGCACCCGGAGGCAUCUACAAGUGUUUUGAACCUUGUAUCGAGAAACACUUCACUAUAAUCCCAUAUGAGAGGUUUGUACAGAUGAAAGAAGACUUCGCUGACAAAAUCCAGGCAGUGUUUGUGUGGGGUCCUGACGCUAUUAAAGUUGACCAAAACCUGUUACAGUCCUUGCCUAAACUCAAAGCUGUUGUUAAUGGUGGAGUAGGAGUAGACCACCUUGAUAUUCCACUUAUCAAUAGCUUUGGAGUCAAAGUUACCAACACUCCUGGUGUAGUGGAUAACGCUACUGCAGAUAUUGGCAUGAGUUUGAUGUUGGCAUCUGCAAGGAAGAUUGUUGAAGGGCACAAUUUUUCUAAGUUCCGGGAGUCUGAUUAUUUUCCAAAGUCUUCUCUGGGAACUGAUGUUAGCGGGGCCACCCUGGGAAUCAUCGGCAUGGGUAGAAUAGGAUAUAAAAUUGCCAAGAGAGCUCAAGGGUUUGAAAUGAAAAUCCUUUACCACAACAGGAAUCGAAGGCCUGAGAGUGAAGAGAGAGCAGUUGGGGCCACAUAUUGUGCAAGCUUGAAGGAGCUGUUACAGAGGUCAGACUUCGUCAUGGUGGUGGUCAGUCUGUCGCCUGAGACGCGCAAACUGAUUGGUGCCAAAGAGUUUGCCAUGAUGAAACCCAAUAGCACCCUUAUCAACAUUAGCAGAGGCUUGGUAGUGGACCAGGACGCUUUAGUGGAUGCACUCCAGAAGAAAAUGAUACGAGCUGCUGCUUUAGAUGUCACGUAUCCCGAACCACUUCCCAGAGACCAUCCCCUGCUGUCCUUUCCAAAUGUCAUCGUCCUGCCCCAUCUAGGAACCCACACUGUGGAGACCACACAGAUUAUGGUGGAGAGGAUGGUGACCAAUGCCUUGGCCGCUAUAACUGGAGGCCAGCUUCCUGAUGAAGUCGAGGCAUAGAGCCAGAUCACAGAGCCAUCUGUCCCUCUUUUGUUUUUAACCAGCAAAACAUAGAAAAUACUAAUAGAUUUGGUAAUCAUUUAUCUGUGAUUAUGUUUUGUGAUUUGUGCAGAUGAGUCAGUUUUUAAAUGUUUCAUGUUUACUUUUAUGGUAAUGAAAUAUAGAAUAUUAAAGAAUGUCUUAAAUUGAACAGCACAGUAUAUAUAUAUAUAU
This is a messenger RNA of Labeo rohita (rohu), 1392 nucleotides long. RefSeq lists its product as uncharacterized. The coding region runs from base 142 to 1179 and encodes 345 amino acids. The transcript has 6 exons. Gene Ontology annotation, molecular function: glyoxylate reductase (NADPH) activity; NAD binding; hydroxypyruvate reductase [NAD(P)H] activity. The record is from RefSeq and is a predicted model, not a curated record. Lineage: Eukaryota; Metazoa; Chordata; Actinopteri; Cypriniformes; Cyprinidae. Gene Ontology annotation, cellular component: cytosol.